AUGUCCGACUCCACUCGACGCGAUGAGGAGCCUAACGGCACCUCACCAGCAACGAGUUCAGAGAACUCCGCCAUGCCGGAGAAGGAGGUGUGGACAUCUCACCGACACAGGAAGUUGCCCGGAUGGCUGGACCACUUCAAUGUGCCCGAUCUGAAGAUUCUACUUCGCUGUACGGUCGCGGCAUGGGUUGCCUCACUCUUGAUCUUGAUCAAUCCGUCCCUGAGCACGAUCGGGACGGCCACUUUCUUCGCGACGCUGGUGCUUUUCACGGUUCCUCCGAGUGGCAUUGUGUUUAUCUUCAUCCUGGCCAUGCUGACCCUCAUCAUUGGCAUGGCCGUUGGCUGGGCGUGGGGUGUCAUCGCCAUGAAAGCUGCCCUGGCGGCGCGGCCGGCUGCCGAGACUCAAGCCAGACUGCAAGCCCUGGGCCAACAGGCUUAUAGCAUCGCCAACUCGACUGGACAGCCUAUUACGCUCGUGGAACGAGAGCUUAUCUUCAACGGCUUCAUGCUGGACGCCCGCGUUACAGCUGUCUACUUUUGCCUCAUUUGUACCAUGAUUUAUCUCCUCGCGCGUCUCCGAGCCAAAAACUUCAAGUUCAUCCUGUUCCAGAUCUUUGGUACUAUCAUCAUGGACCUGUUUCUAACUGUCGGACCAUUGCUUCCAUCAUUCGAUGGAACCCUCCCGAAGGUCUUAAUUGAGCCAGCAGCCAUUGGGAUUGGAAUUGGAUUAGCUUGCAAUAUCCUUUUCUUCCCAAGAUCGACUUCCCACACCGUUCUUGAAGGCCUGGAAGGAGCCGUACUCCUCCUCAAGGGCCCGUUGGAUGCGACCGUAGCCAAUUUAAUCGAGGGAGAGGCUCUGGAUCUGAAAGACCUGCAGAAGCUCAAAAUGAAAAUUCUCGCCGCGUAUAAGAAGAUCGAGCCCGCACUCGCUUUCUUGCCGCUGGAUUUCUCAGUGAGCCGGUGGAAUGCAGAUGAUGUCAAGAGCUUGAAGGAGCCUAUUCGGCAAGCUUCAUUGAGCACUUUGUCCCUGCUGGAGUUUCACAUAGGUCGCGUGGGAGGAGAGGAGAAGCUGGAAAAACUCCGGGCAAUCACAGCAACGCAUAAUCAGUAUUCGGAGGCCGAGAUUCAGGAGAGAAAGAAAGGAAAUAAACAACGUGAAGCCGGCAUGCGUCAAUUAUUGGACAGCCUUAGCCUCAUGAAAGCUUUCAAUACCCCCGAACAUGAGGCUCUUCGGCAGGAGAUGCUCGAAGCCAUUCGACAGCCUUGCAGCAAGAUUCUACCCGCCUGCCAAGAGGCUAGUAUGGUCGUUGCCGACUGCAUUCAUGCGGUGAAUUCUUCACGCUGGUUUGGCCAGCCGUCCAAGGAGCGGUUGAACGAACUGUGCAAGAGAAGUGAAACUUCUCUUGAGGCGCUCCGCAGCUUACGCGCAUCAUUUGCUUCUGAAACCACAGAACGCCUCAUUCAGACCAAUGCGGACAUUUUUGACGAAAGUGGCAAGUUGAAAAGCAUCGACGAACCCACCAUGCACAAAGUAAGGGGAAUUGCCAUUGGCAUGGUCUUUGAAGAACAGAUCCUUGGCAUCGCGGACUCUUGGGGAAAGGUUUUGGACCAGCUGGUCGCGCUGAUGAAGGAACGGAAAACAGUCCGCCUCUGGUGUCCGAAAGGAAUGCGAUACGCGUUUGAUUGGGUGUUCCACAGAACUGCUGUUGCGCCUGUCCAGACAGCACAAUCCCCGGUGGCUGAUCCCGAUGAGGUCGAGGAGCAAUCAAAAGCGGCCGAGCAAAGUCUAAACAUGAAUCGGGGAUAUAAAGUCAAACGACGCAGCGGCUUGGGACGGGUUUUGCUUGGCACCUAUCAUUGGUUCAUCUGUGCUGAAGGCAUGUACGCGUUGCGUAUGGUGGUGGUCUCUGUCGCACUCGGCAUCCCGGCAGUGAUCCCGUCUAGUGCAGGUUUUUUCUACCGGGAGAAGGGUCUAUGGGCUCUGAUCAUGGGUCAGACUGGGGUCGUCGUUUAUAUGUCGGAUUUUGUCCUGUCAUUCACGACUCGUGGGCUUGGAACUGUGGUCGGUGGCACCAUGGCCUUGGUGGCUUGGUAUAUUGGCUCGGGCAAUGGCACUGGAAACCCUUACGGCCUCGCUGCGAUCCUGGCUCUGGUUCUUCUUCUCCUCAUGUGGGCACGCAUUUUCGCUCCUCGAGCGUUAAUGCAAGGCACCAUGAUGGGAGGUGCAACCUGUAUCUUGGUGAUUGGAUACAGCUAUAAUGACACACACAUCCCAACAUACGGUAACCCUGGCUGGGGCUACAAUGUUUACUGGCGACGACUCGCGCUCGUGCUUGUCGGAUAUGCUGCGACCUUGAUCGUGCAAAUCAUCCCUCGACCCCCAUCUGCGGCACGACACGUUUGCAAGUCAUUGUCAAAUACCCUUCGGGCGCUGGCUGAUCACUAUGCACUCCUCUUGUCAUGCUGGAAUCAACCCGACCGUGAUGAAGGCCUCAUGGCAGAACAGCUUGCGCUCGACCUCGCCGAUGCGCUCUCAGCCCUUGAUGGUCCUGUUGCAUUGCUCCGCCUGGAGUUCUCUUCCUCUCCUUUUGACAGCGAUACCCUUGGCCAGGUGAAGUCUCUUUGCCAUGGAAUGAACCAACACCUUGCGCGCCUGCUAUUUCUAUCAGCGUCUUUGCCAGAGCAGUUCCAGGACUCCCUUGCGCGCCGCACCGGUCUUCUAGACCAUCGCAGUAUAGGUGAUGUCAUGGCGGUUCUGGGCAUUUUAGAGCAGGCUCUCAAGACUGGCGACCCUCUUCCGGAGGUGCUUCCAACGCCACUACUCAAGCGUUGCUACGAGUACUGGCAAGUUCACCAAGUUCAGAUUGAGCUUAGCACGGAUCUCAUUCGCGAUGAGAAUUAUCGCCGCUUCUGUGUUGCCUUGACUGCCUACCUUAAAUUCUUGGGUACGGUUGAUGACCUGGUGCUCGUGAUGAAGGGCGCGUUAGGAGAAUCACACAUUGUGACUCGGGAGCUGAGGCCUGAUUUAACUGUAUAA
Messenger RNA from Penicillium canariense, 3036 nucleotides. RefSeq lists its product as uncharacterized. The record is from RefSeq and is a predicted model, not a curated record. Lineage: Eukaryota; Fungi; Ascomycota; Eurotiomycetes; Eurotiales; Aspergillaceae. The transcript is spliced from 4 exons. The coding region runs from base 1 to 3036 and encodes 1011 amino acids.